Zootermopsis nevadensis is the source of this 2925-nucleotide messenger RNA. RefSeq lists its product as uncharacterized. The record is from RefSeq and is a predicted model, not a curated record. NCBI's taxonomy places the organism in Eukaryota, Metazoa, Arthropoda, Insecta, Blattodea, Termopsidae.
GUCAUUUUAAACCAGAAAAAUUGAACAGCAAAAUAUUUCGCUGCAACAUAAUUCACAUUACUGGUUAACUAUUUGAAUUAUUGAGAGGCAUUAAUUUGUUGAAAAACAUUAGUUUACUCAUAUUAUUCAGAGUAAGAUUGGAAAAAUGGCUACAGCUCAACUGCGGCGACUGAAAGAAGCAACAGAUAUGUGGAGCUCCAUCAUGCCAAACCCAACAGUUUCAAUACUGCAGUCAGAAUCAUUUGUGAAGAAAUUAGUAGCUCUUGGAAUUUCUAAUGUAACAUACCUCCGUGCUGUGUUCCCCGAGGAAGCUUAUGUUGAUCGUCAGCUUGAAGGCAUUCGCUUGAAAAUAUUACGAGAUGAUGGAACAUGCCCUGCUGCUGCUCAAGUUAUUGCCUGGCUUAAAAGUGCAUUUGAUGCUUUCAGUAAGAAAUAUUUACACCAAUUGAUCCUGGCAGUCCAUGCACAGGGAUCAAGUCCUGAUAACACGCUAGAGACUUACACUUUCCACUUCACAUACAAAGGCGACGAUUUGAGUGGGUGCAGUAUAUUAAGAAAGGAUAACAAGACAAAAGAGGAAGUUGUUUCAGAGAUGGGCUGUUCCCUCACUGAGAUCCGUAGGAGCACCCUGGAGAUGUUACGCACCACAGUUCAGCUUACACAGUCUCUGCCAAUCCUGCCUGACAAAUGUGGCAUCUCCAUGAAAUUGCUCUAUUAUGAAGAUGUGACACCUCAAGAUUAUGAACCACCAGGCUUUCAUGCAGUUGAGAAUUCUGCAUUUAUAUUCCCAAGCGAAUCAUUAAGUUGCAAGCUUGGCGAAGUGUUCACACCAUUCCACACUCUUAAGUUUAAUGCCAAAAUGGAGACAACAAAACUUGAGAACUUGAAAGAGGAUAGGUCUAGCAGCCAUAGUAGUCAUAAAAUCCCUGUUAAGGACCCUGAGAAGAAGUCAGUUAUCAGAAAUACAAUACAACUACAGGAACAGGCACUAUCAGUUAAAUCACAGCCCACUGAACGUGUACAAAACACACAUACAGAUAGCAUAAAUGAUGACGACAAUGAGACUGCAGACAGUGUUAUGACAGAAGACUUCAUUCCUUCAACCCAACUUGUGGAUGUUACCAAAUCCAUUGUCCAGUCCCAUCUGACACAACCUACAGAGAAUGUGGCUGUUCCUUCCUGUAGUCUUGCACAACCAGCAUCCGGUUUAACUUUGGAAGUAUUGUCAGGGGUGGAUGUGACUCCAACAGAUGUGCGAGAACAUGGCAUACGCUGUGCAUGUGGAAUUGAAGUGGACAGUGGUCUUAUGGUGCACUGCAAAUUUUGUAACCACUGGCAACAUGGGGCAUGUUAUGGGUUGCAUAAAGAGAGCGACAUAUCAGCCGAUCAUGUCUGUGAAGUUUGUCAUGAGCCUGAGAAGAAUCAACAGUGCACGGACUUGAAGCUUCUAGCACUGUCCGUUCCACAGAGAAAGGAAGUGUGUUUGUACCGUCGCACCUUGGCAUGUAUACGAUUGUGUCGUGUCACCCCUUCCUUCAUAUCUGAAGAACUGGAUGUUUCAGAAGACAUUGCCCAGCUUCUCUUUGAACAUCUUGAAAUGGACGGUAUUCUCCGAUCCACUCGAACCAAAGGGACGCCUCGCUACAUAAAUCAGAAGGUUCUGAAAAACGAACUUCUGCCUCGGUAUUUUGGACCCACUGCAGACUUGAGGUCCCACAAAUACAACUUUAAGUUUCAUGAUACUAUGGAUAAUAAUGCAAAGGAUUUAAAGGAAAUGACUCUAUCACCAAAAGCUUCAGAUCGCCACAGACAGAAGAGAGCGCGUGUUAACAAGAUGGAGCUUGUGAUUGAAGAUGACGAAAAACCUGCCCGAAAGUAUCAGAAGACUUCGCAGGCUCAUAUAAUUCUGUAGGUUUGUGAAAAAUUUGCUAUGAAUUAAAGUAGUACCAGACUGUAAGAGAUUAUAAAAUUAAUGUUCUUUCAUAGUUUCAUGGCUUUAUGUUGAAUUGCCAUAUUUUCAGCAUUUUUAACAUAAAGCAAGUUGGCAUUGGCCAUUAAGGUAUGAUUUAUUACAAAGUAAGUAAAAUGGGUGAGUUAAAACAGUUUUCAUUCAAUUCUAUGUGCUGCUAUAAUAGUACUUUCAAUGUUUAUUAAGUAUGAAUCAGAUUAUUAUUUAAUAAUUAUUAAUUACUGUGCAAUAACAAAACAUUCCUUUAAAAUGAUAAUAUAAAUAAUAUAUUAUAAGAUUGUCAAUUUUCCCCAUUUUCUGAUGCUGAAAUAUUACAUAUCAAUAUUUAUUAAAUGAGAAACAUCUAUUAUUUUUAAAUUAAUGAUCAUUUUUCUUCAUAAUAUGUAAUAUAUUAUGAAUUUAAAACUACAUAAAAAGUAACUUGACAUUUCUGUUUUGUAUUCUGAUAUAAAAUUAUAUUAUUUAUGAGUUUAACAUGAAAUGCGUUGACUUGUUGACAUGUGAAUUAAUGUCAUAUUUUGUUAUGUUUUAAUGACUGGCAUUCAUUAUUAGUUUUCAAUGAUGAAAAUAUAUUUAAAGAUGUUUGUUUUUCUGAUAUUAAGUAAGUUUGUCCCACUCUACGCCAUGUAGGCGUUUGGGGUGAGAGGAGGUAUAGCUCCUCCCUUCCUUGACCUCGGCACUAUUACAAGUUGUUAUUCUGUUCCUAAUGUAGUUGUAUUAAAAUACAAAGUCAGGAUGGUCAUGCAUUGACAAUAUUUUUUGCCUCACACAAGUUAUGUAAAAAGCAAGGAUACACAUUUAGUAAAUAUUGACUUAUCCAAAGUGUAUGACAGCAUUCCUAACUGUAAACUGUGGGAAAUUAUAGAAGAAAACCCUAUAUCAAUAAACACUGUUAAAGCUGUUAAACACCUCUAUGAAAAUUAUAGUUUGAAAAUAAAGAUAUGUAAUUUAAUGUC